This is a messenger RNA of Penicillium griseofulvum, 927 nucleotides long. RefSeq lists its product as uncharacterized. The transcript is spliced from 3 exons. NCBI's taxonomy places the organism in Eukaryota, Fungi, Ascomycota, Eurotiomycetes, Eurotiales, Aspergillaceae. Bases 1 to 927 code for a protein of 308 amino acids. The record is from RefSeq and is a predicted model, not a curated record.
AUGACACUCAAGUACCUCAUCACAGGAGCAACUGGAGGCCUCGGUGCCGGGGUCCUAUCCUACCUUGUUGCAAAUCUCCCGGCUUCAGAAUAUGCCGCAGCAUCCUCGAAAGAGGAAAAUCGCAAACAAUUCGAAGACCGAGGGAUCGCAUUCCGAGUAGCGAGCUAUGACGACCCCCAGACAUUAGAGACUGCCUUCGAAGACGUGGAGAACAUCUUCUUCGUUAGCACCAGCACCUUCGACAUCGAGAAGCGCCGCAAGCAACACGAGAAUUUCAUAAUUGCAGCGAAAAAGAUGAACGUGAAACACCUAUGGUAUACAUCCCUCGCAUUUGGUGGAUACAAUUCCGACUCCAAGGCGGAUGUCCAACAAUGUCAUCUGAUGACAGAGGAUAUGCUGAAAGAAGCCGGUAUCAACUUCACCUCCAUCCGUGAGGGUCUUUAUACAGACGCCUUCCCAGUCUUCAUGGGCUGGUAUCCAAACACACCAACCGUCCACCUCCCCUCCGACGGACCAAUUGCCUUUACACUACGGUCGGAGCUAGGCGAGGCAAAUGCGCGACUGAUGAUUCGGGGUGGAUACGAUCGGGAGAUCGUGCUGCUCACUGCGCAAGAAACUAUUACCUUCUCUGAGAUCGUGGAUGUAAUCAACGAGACGACCGGCCGAAAUGUUCAGCUUGAGCUUGUCUCGCCAGAGGAGUUUGUGCGGUUGAAAGCGGGUAGCGAUGAGGGUGGCAAGCCAGAAGGGUUCUUCAAGGUGCUGCUGUCGUGGUAUGAGAGUAUUUCAAAGGGGGAGACGUCCACAAUUGAUCCCCUCAUGGCGGACUUGCUGGGCCGGCAACCCACGUCGCCACGUGAGGCUAUUCGGGCUUUGUUGACGGAGAAUCGGGAUUAUGAGUGGCAUCAGAACUAUGCUAAUCGCGGUUAG